AAUUAUGAGAAUUUCCCAGAGUGGUCCAAGAAAUAUUUGCAUCUUAACAGCAAAUGGAUCCAUAUCUAAUGACUCUUCGACAACCUGACUCAACUGGUGGAACUGUAACUUACGAGGCACGAUUUGAGACCCUAUCACUUGGUGGUUCUUUGUUUCGAGUUGAAAAUGAUCAGAGUGGAAGGAUGGGGGGACUGAAUGUGUCCUUGUCAGGACCAGAUGGCCGUGUGUUGGGAGGCGGAGUGGCAGGUCUCUUGAUAGCUGCUUCCCCUGUUCAGGUGGUGUUGGCCAGCUUUGUUUCAGAUUCGGAAGCAAUCCAAGUCUGCAAAGAGAAUGGAAAAUGCAUCUGCCCCACCAAAGGCUUCCACAGCAGGCCAAAGCAGCUCACCAUCAAGGGGCACUCUCAGUGAGU
Molecule: messenger RNA, 409 nt
Organism: Cajanus cajan (pigeon pea)
Lineage: Eukaryota; Viridiplantae; Streptophyta; Magnoliopsida; Fabales; Fabaceae
Product: AT-hook motif nuclear-localized protein 7-like
Molecular function (GO): minor groove of adenine-thymine-rich DNA binding
Source: RefSeq, a predicted model, not a curated record